This is a messenger RNA of Quercus lobata, 969 nucleotides long. RefSeq names its product thaumatin-like protein 1. The coding region runs from base 80 to 814 and encodes 244 amino acids. The transcript has 2 exons. The record is from RefSeq and is a predicted model, not a curated record. NCBI's taxonomy places the organism in Eukaryota, Viridiplantae, Streptophyta, Magnoliopsida, Fagales, Fagaceae.
CCACCAUACCACGUACACACAAGUUCAUCAUACUUGUUAGUUCUUAUAUAACACCAAUAUAAAGCAACGAUAUCAUACAAUGAUGAAAACUCUGGCACUUUACGGCCUCACCUUGGCCUUCUUUUUCCUAUCUGGUGCUCACUCAGCUAGAAUAACUUUCACAAACAACUGUCCAUAUACCGUUUGGCCGGGAACCUUAACUUCAGAUCAAAAACCUCAAUUAUCAACUACUGGGUUUGAGUUAGCGUCUACAGCAUCCUCAGCAAUAGAUGUCCAAGCUCCAUGGAAAGGCCGAUUCUGGGCCCGAACCCUAUGCUCCACAGAUAGCUCGGGAAGGUUCAGUUGCGCUACUGCAGAAUGUAGCUCUGGUCAAGUUUCAUGCAAUGGUAACGGUGCAGUUCCGCCAGCUUCUUUGGUAGAAAUCAACAUAGCCGCCGAUGGUGGAAUGGACUUCUAUGAUGUUAGCCUUGUAGAUGGAUUCAACUUGCCUGUUUCAGUAGCCACACAAGGCGGAACUGGCGAAUGCAAGGCCUCAAGCUGUCCAGCCAACGUGAACGCGGCUUGCCCAGCAGAGUUGCAAGUGAAAGGGUCUGAUGGGAGCGUUAUUGCUUGCAAGAGUGCAUGUAUCGCUUUUAAUGAACCACAAUAUUGUUGCACUGGCGCAUAUGACAAGCCUGAAACAUGUCCACCCACAAACUACUCUCAGAUCUUUGAGCAGCAAUGUCCUCAAGCUUAUAGCUAUGCUUAUGACGAUCAGAACAGCACAUUUACUUGCUCUGGUGCACCCAACUACGUUAUUACUUUCUGUCCAUAAAUUAGGAAGUGGAAUUAUGCGUUCCCUUCUCUUUAAAUAGUAAUAAGAAGCUGAUAAGUUUCAUGUACUAAGGCAGAUAUAUGUUUGUGUCAAUGAAAUAAAUAUUUGAAUAAAACGAAACAAAUCAAUAUCCUCACAGGAGGCUUUUGUCAUCC